Molecule: messenger RNA, 3664 nt
Organism: Pomacea canaliculata
Lineage: Eukaryota; Metazoa; Mollusca; Gastropoda; Architaenioglossa; Ampullariidae
Exons: 4
Coding region: 910-2433 (507 amino acids)
Source: RefSeq, a predicted model, not a curated record
UACAAUUUGUAGCCAAUGCCGUAAAGGUUUGCUGAUGUUAUUGACUUGAUUAACUGCGAGAUUGUGGGAGUAAAUACUACGAUGUAUUGUGAAGAAAACGGGUUGUACACACACACAAGCAUGUAUACAAAAUAAGGAGCAGGCUUGCACGCCUAACUGCGCUGACACAUAAAUCAACUCUAGGUAUCCAUGUUGAAACCCGAUGUCCGUGUCCGAGAUGUGAGAUAUAGUCUUGGGUAGUGGCUUGUACAAGGACCUCUUGGGGUGAAUCCCUCGCUAAAAUCUGAGGUCACUUUUACGCAUGGAAACGAGAUAAAGCAUUCAUGCAAGCCGACCACCAGCUCCUGUCAGGCGGAACGCACCAGCUUCGGACGGACUGACUCCUGUGAGGUCCCUCUGGUCUCCCACUACAUCUCCCGCGGUGUCCUUAUCAUGCACAACGUGUGGCUGCUGGUUCCAGUCCGUCUGGAACACCUCCUUGCCUCCCGUACCCGCCUCAUGGGGGCAGCGUUGGAGGGGUAGAGGUGGUGGUAGGUAAGAAGGUGCGGAGCUGGUGCAGGCAUGUGAGUCGGAAGGUGAGUCUCUCUAAAGUACUCCUACAAAGCCUUCUAUAUGCGUGUUAGUGGAGGGGUAGGUGAAUGCGGGUGGCUGGAGGUUGGAGGGUGGAGUGUCGGGACCACUGCUGUCACAGCGCCGCGGCGUGUGGUGGAGAAAGAACGCGGCCUCAGUGCUGCGACGGUGAGUGGUUCAGCGGUUCAGCGGUGCUCUGACAAUGGCAUAAUAAGAACCAAAUAACUACAACAUAAACAGUUCUCACAGCGUGACCUCAGUAUCACAAGAACGGUGUAACUAGAGUGUCACGAGAAAAAUGUCACGAGAACUUCACAAGAGAGGGUCCGAACAACGAACAUGCUCUAUGAAAUAGUUUGGAUGACCAAGACUGGGAGAGCUCAAUCCUUAUUUUUAUUGUUCUUGGUAUCACGUGGUGCGCUUGGCCAUACAUUACCUCCCCUGACCACAUGCGCCGCCAUGACCGGUCAGCGGAAGGAGAAAUCCUUGGCACGCAUGCCGAUAGCAAUAUCCGGGCUGGGAGUACAAACACUGGGGUCCACUCGGUUCCCAGGCAUCAUGACUUCCCUCGUGACGUCAACGAACCUGGUGCCGUUGGAAAGUUUCACAAAUUGUCACAUGACGUCCGAAACCCUGACUGGCAACAGAAGAGGAACUAAGGAGAAGCGCAGAAUCAUGGGCAUCGGGACCUUCGUCAUCGACAGACCCUUUGACAAGCAUCUCAAAUUCCGGAAGAAUCUGCAGGACUUUCAGGAGCAGCAUAGGGGCGUUGCCAAGUCACAGGUGAAGCAGCUGCCAGUACCAUUUCGCUUGAGCAACUUAAAAAAAGAUGAAAGUGCUGGCGAGACUAGGAUAGGUGAGCUGCUGCCUCUGCUGCGGAGAGUGUCUACUGGUCACCUGAGAGACCGCAAGUCCUCCAGUCCCUCCCCUUCGUCCAGUGACAGCGUGGAAGUCAAAAAAGAGGAUGAGGGGCAAGUCAAAUCUGAUGGGUGUUUACCUCCCUUGACUGUCGCCACAUGCAAGCUCGCCACCAAUGGUCUGCAGAAAAGAGGAGCUGUACAUGAGAAACGGAAGAACCAGGCUGUGGAUCGUUGCAUGGAGAAUGGAUCUCCAUCGACGCCGAGGGAAGUUUCCGAGACAGAACGCUUGCCUAGGUUGCAGACUCUGAACAAGCUCUCUUUGCACAGAGAAACGACGAGAUUCAAGACAGCGUUUGAAAGCAGUGGACCUUCAAGUAAGCAUCACGUCAUGGCAACCAAGACGAAGCUGUUGGGUGACCUGAUACAAGCUGGCAAGAUGGCGAGACCGUAUCCAGCAACACCGACGUCACAGCUAGACCCCGGCUACAACAAACGUUACCGAUUACCCCCGGUGGGUGUCGAGAGAAGGGCUCCUGUUGAGUCCCCCCCUGUUCUUGAAAUGGAGUGGAUCGACUUGGUGAACAUUCAGCUGGUGGACUACGAUGAUUACGACCGCUACGCUAGUCGACGGCUUCCAAGCGUCUCCCGUGGCAACAGGUGCAACUGCCUGCAGCCUUAUGCAACCCUAGGUCAGGAAAGGAACGAUGAAGUAGGUCAGAAAUUGAACAAAGGAGCAGGUCAGGGAUUGGACGAGGGAGUAGGACAAGAAUUGGACGAGGGAGUAGGUCAAGAACUGAAAGAGAGAGAAGGUCAGGCAUUGGACGAGGGAGUAGGACAAGAAUUGGACGAGAGAGAAGGUCAAGCAUUGGCCGAGGGAGUAGGUCAAGAACUGGACGAAGGAGGUCAAGAACUGGGCGAGAGAGUAGUUCAGAAAUUGGAUGAGGAAGAAAACCCUCGAGAAAUGGUUCAAUCCAGUUUCGGAAAGUAUUCAAGCAAGUCUUGACACAACAACUGUGAUAAAGGUUUGACAUGAUUUCAGUUUCCAAAAAAGUAAAUCUCUUCCUGACGACUCAUAGAUGACCAUUCUCCUCAGUUUGUCUUAAAAUCACCAAAAUAAAUAAGUAUGCGUCAGCGACAAUGUAAGCAGGGAAUGUGGCUAGUAAGGUGGAUCAUAUUUUUGGGGGACAUGUGAGGAGUUGAGAAGAAGGCAAACGUCAUACAGACAUUCUCCUUUAACUUGUCUAAAGUUUAUACAUGUGUUUUCAAAAGAAGCAAACAUUAGUGAGUUUGAGAAGAAUUGUGAGCUCUGAAGGACUGUGUUCUGACUGAGGCAAAAAAAUUCUGAAAACUUACAGUGAAAAAUUGGGACCUUGAUGAGCUAAAACAGACUUUACGGCCGAGCUAAAUCUUGAUCCUUGACAGAAGGGGGCCAGACCCCUUGUGGGCCACUUUGUCACCACCCUGCCAUCACGAAUGAUAUCUUCCUUUCUGGUGGCAGUACAUUGGUAACAUAUUUUUCUUGUUUUUCAGGCAUAACAAAAUAGUGCAACUGUAAAUAUAUAAGUAUACAUAAGAGCUAAACCUACCUCAUGUUUUGGUAAUGACUAAGUUCGUACAAGAUGCUGGUGGUCUGCUGAGGUAGGAAAGGGAAAUGAAGAAAUCCGCAAGAGCUAAUAAUUUAUUUCAGUGAAUUAGCUUUUUAAUUGUUGGUUUUUUUUUUUUUGUUUUUUGUUUUUUUUUUUUGUUUUGCUUUUUUUUAACCAACAUGACAAUUUAGAUGUUUAUUAAUAGGUAACCGCAUCCUUCAUAGGUUUAAUGAAAGGGUGGAUAGUACUCUCUGCUUUGAAUAUUGUUACUUCCGUCCCCAUUCUGGUCGGUGACUGAAAAAAACAGGAAAAUUUCCUAAUUAAUCCGGCACAAACAGGUACCAAAAAAGAGGGUUGGGCUAAUUUUUCUACAUGUAUAUAAAUACUCGAUAUUUUUCUGAUGGAAUCCUUCACUUUUAUGUACACAAUUAAAUAAAAUUGAGAUCAUUGGGUAUACAAACAGAUCACCAGCAAUGAUGAGCAUCUGGGAUAUUCCCGACGCGCACUGACUUGAAACGUUGUCAUAAGAAACUGAGUGUAAAGGGUAAGAAAUGCACUUGAAUAUCAUUGUGAAGCUGUAUUUUCAAGAAGUCAAAUAUGUUUGAAAAUACACGAAGAUAUGAAAAUCAAAUAAAUAACAAAAUCUGA